This is a messenger RNA of Protobothrops mucrosquamatus (brown spotted pit viper), 3521 nucleotides long. RefSeq names its product aminoadipate-semialdehyde dehydrogenase (gene AASDH). Lineage: Eukaryota; Metazoa; Chordata; Lepidosauria; Squamata; Viperidae. Gene Ontology annotation, molecular function: protein binding. The record is from RefSeq and is a predicted model, not a curated record. Gene Ontology annotation, biological process: amino acid activation for nonribosomal peptide biosynthetic process. The transcript is spliced from 13 exons.
UAUUGAGAAUGACACUGCAUGAGCUGGUUCAGACUGCGGCCAGAUUAUAUCCUGAAAGGAGAGCCGUGUGCUUUGAUGCAUGUAACCAUCAGACUCCAGUUUCCUACAUGUACAAGACGGUUAUAAACCUUGCUACAGAGCUUACAGACUUCCUGAGGAAACAUUGUCACCUUACUGAAAAUUUGGAAAUAGGUCUCUACUGUUAUCCUGGGAUAAACCUACCUUCUUGGAUUCUAGGACUUCUGCAGGUGCCUUCUGCGUAUUCUCCCAUUGAUCCAGAUGCCUUGCCCAGCCUCUAUAUUUCCUUCAUGAAGAAAUGUGAUUUCCAGUAUGUCCUUGUUGAAGAAGAUAAAGUUGAUAAAUUCACAAUAACCUAUGGACACUUGUACAGCCAAAAUUCUCUUCAAAUGCAGAGAAUUGGUUUAGUUCUCUUCCAAAGACACAACAGUGUUCAGCUGACCAAACAUGUAAAUGCAGACAGUGAAGGCUCUAUGGUCAGAAGCAUUUGUAAAGUGCAACAACAUGAGGCUAAACCACCAAAAGAUAUGUUGGAUGUCAGAGAGAAACAUUCCCUGGCAUAUGUUUUGCAUACAUCUGGAACAACUGGGCUCCCCAAAAUUGUGAGAGUGCCUCAUAAAUGUAUCGUACCAAAUAUCCUUCAUCUUAGAGAGAUUUUUAAAAUUACCCCAGAUGAUGUGGUGUUUAUGGCCUCUCCUUUGACUUUUGAUCCAUCAGUCAUUGAGCUGUUCCUUACUCUAGCGAGUGGAGCUUGUCUGCUUAUACUACCCACAGUGAUUAAAAUGAUGCCACAGCAGUUAUCCAGAGCUCUUUUCCAGCAACACAGAGUGACCGUUUUGCAGGCUACACCAACCCUUUUGAAAAGAUUUGGAGUUGAGCAUAUUAAAUCAACCGUAUUGACUGCGGAUACUUCCCUGCGAAUCUUAGCUCUUGGUGGCGAAGCCUGCCCUGCACUAAGCAUGUUGAGAAGCUGGAAAGAAAAAGAAAACAAAACUCAACUCUUUAAUAUUUAUGGUAUUACUGAAGUUUCGUGUUGGGCCACGUGUUACAGGAUUCCCGAGGAGGCUUUUGACAUGGGCCACCGGUAGGAAAUGUUCGUUUUUGCCAGGGCUAACCUCACAGGGCUGAUAAAUCUCAUUUAAGAUCCUUUUAGUCUGCAUUAUAUGGAUUGAUAAGGAGAAGCCUGACUUACUACUUAGAAUUGCUUUUGCGUAGGAGGAAACGGACGCGUCUGCUUCAUUGACGAUGAAACAACAUUACCUGUGGACACAAUGAGAGCCACUGGAGAUUUUGUGAGAGUUAAGAACACUGAAAUGUUUUUCUUGGGGCGGAAGGACAAUCAAAUUAAGCGGCAUGGCAAGCGUCUCAACACUGAGUAUGUACAGCAGGUGGCAGAGAGCCUCUGCACAGUGGAAACCUGCGCUUUGAUAUGGUGCCAACAAGAAAAAUUAAUUCUGUUUGUUGCCCCCAAAGCUGUUUCCAAGAGGCGUCUUUUUAAAAAGCUCCAGGAAAGUCUCCCUAGCUAUGCAAUUCCAGAUGAAGUUUUGCUGAUUGAUACUUUGCCAUUCACAUCCCAUGGCAAAAUUGAUGUGUCCAAGCUGAACCAGAUUUACAGCAGCCACCUAAAUUCUCGAAAAAGCGACAGCACGCUAAGCGAACAAGAACUAUGGGAAAGCUUGCAGAGUCUCUGGCAGUCUAUUCUUAAUCUUCCAGAUGGUUCCAGUUGUGUUUUGGAAGAGUCACAGUUCUUGCCAAGCGGUGGGGAUUCUUUAAAAUUGCUGCAGCUUCACGAUGAAAUUGAACGUAUGGUAGGUAGGCCUAUUCCUGACUUAAUAGAAAUUAUUCUCAAUCAUCCCGUUAGUGAGAUCUACAAACAUGUCCUAAAAGCAGCUUUCCCAAGUGGCCACCUUUCUAUAAGCAGUCAUGGUGCAGCAAAAAGAAAACUGAAUGGCCCUCCCAGUGAAGAACCCAAUAAUAAGUGGGUGGAGCUUAACCCCGAAAGCUUCCUGAAAACCGAAAUGGCCACCAUAGGUUUUAUUGCAGUAAGUCGUGGAAACCACUUGGUGUCUAUCAGUGAGCCUGUGAAGAACCAGAUUGAAGCAGAACAGGCAGAAAAGAAUGGAGAGUUGCAAAAGAGCAACAUCGGUGUAAAUAUAACAGAAGGUUAUCCUGCUGAAGAAAAUUUGGGUGAAGCAUACCUUGAUGAAAUUACCCCCAAACUAACGGUGCACAUAAGAUGGGCCUCGGACCUCGGCAAAUGUGUUGAUGCCUCUCCGCUGCUUGUCAUCCCAAUUCCUGACACAUUGUCUGCUUUUGUUUAUAUUGGAUCUCAUUCCCAAGCGAUUCAAGCGAUUGACUUAUAUUCAGGCAAAGUGAAAUGGACAAGGAACCUUGCAGACCGGGUUGAGUCCUCCGCGUGUAUAUCUAAGUGUGGAAACUUCAUUGUGGUUGGUUGUUACAACGGAGUGGUAUAUGUUCUCCGAACCAGUAAUGGGGAAGUCCACUGGGCAUUUCAUACGGAAGAUGCUGUGAAAAGUUCUCCCGCUUUAGAUCCUUCCACGGGAUUAGUCUUUAUUGGAUCUCAUGACCAGCAUAUAUAUGCUUUGGAUAUAUAUAAGAAGGAAUGUGUUUGGAGGUUACACUGUGAAUCUGGAGGCAUAUUUUCUUCUCCUCAUCUAAAUCUGUUGCCACAUCACCUGUACGUUGGUACACUGGGAGGACUGCUGCUUGCUAUUAAUCCUGUUAUGGGGAAAACUCUUUGGAAAACCGUUUGUGGAAAGCCUGUCUUCUCAUCACCCCAUUGUGACAAAGAUUACGUGUAUGUUGGCUGCGUGGAUGGAAAUUUAUACUGCUUUAGUCACUUUGGAGAAAAGGUUUGGGCAUUUUCCAGCAGUGGACCAAUCUUUUCAUCACCCUGUGUUUCUCCUUUUUCCAGAGAUAUAUUCUUUGGGUCCCAUGACUGCUUUAUUUAUUGCUGUAACAGGGAAGGAAAUGUAUUAUGGAAGUUUGAAACAACAUCAAGAGUUUAUGCAACUCCAUUUGUUUUCUGUAGUCCUAAUUUGGACAGUAAAACAUUUCUGGUAGUGACAUCUACAGAUGGCAGAAUAUGGAUCCUGAAUGCUAAGACUGGAGUGGCCGAAGGUAGAGGAGAACUUCCAGGAGAGAUCUUCUCUUCUCCUGUCACCUGGGGAUCGACCAUUGUUGUAGGAUGUAGAAACAAUUAUCUUUAUUGUUUAGAUCUAUGUUUAUCUAAAGCUAAUAGAACUCUGUAACAAUGAGCUUUUAAAGUUUUUUAAUUUUCUACUUGAGAGCUAAAUGUUUCCUCAGUAUGAACUUUUUGGUCCAAUAUUUAGGGGAACAACACUAAUUUGGCACUUGAUUUAAAGCAUUUUAAAGUACCAAGUCAAAACCCGUAGAAAUCUGGGAGUUAAGUGCUGUGUAUGGAGUGUUACAUCCAAAAUAGAGUAUGAUUCUUCUGGAAACCAGACGGAUGAAUAUUUAUU